This is a messenger RNA of Lactuca saligna, 2343 nucleotides long. The record is from the annotation of a GenBank genome assembly. NCBI's taxonomy places the organism in Eukaryota, Viridiplantae, Streptophyta, Magnoliopsida, Asterales, Asteraceae.
CAUCUUUGUUGGUUUGGGUCCGUUGUUGUCCAAUGAACGGUUGAGUACGUGACUACGCAACGCAACUUCAAUACAAUUUCCCCAAAUCUUCAAAUUACUUCACCCUUCUACGCAUACAUCCGACGGGGAAAAGGUUUAUACACAAAAAGAUUCAGCUUUUCAUUGGAAAACAUAAAAGGGUUUUGCGAAUUUACACAAAUAAAAAGCUUCGAUCUUUUUCGCUCUAGGGUUGUAUCGUCAUCGCUUUCGAAUUUUUAUCGAGAUCGAAUUCCUCACUAUUUUUGUUCGAUUUGAUUCACAUUAGGGUUCAUUCCAUUCCAUUCCAUUCGAAUUCUUUUAUUGGUUUCGAAUUUCUUCUGUGCAUGAGAUUGCUUUCGGGCUUUUGAUGUAAAACAUUUGCUCUUGGAGAGAAGUCCAGCCUGAGCUCUAAUAGAGUUUUGCUACCGAUCUUUCCAUCUUCGGUCAGACAUAACUUUUUGUUGUAAUUUAGAGCUGAGGGUCCUACGAAAGUUGCUCGAUCUGAGUUUUUUGUAUCUGUAUUUAAUUUUAACCUCCCAUUCCUGGGGUAAAACUCGGAAAUUUAGCUUAAUUUGAUUACAAGCGGAAAAGAGAAUGUCUGCUUCAGGAAUGGAUUAUGGCCGGGAAGGUGGUGGUGCAGGAACAAUUUUAACACCAGCGAGAUUUGUGUGGCCUUAUGGGGGAAGAAGUGUAUACUUAAGCGGUUCUUUUACAGGGUGGUCCGAGCACUGGCCAAUGACCCCCGUUGAGGGAUGCCCUACUGUGUUUCAAACCAUAUGCAGCUUACCACCUGGUUACCAUCAGUAUAAAUUCAUUGUUGAUGGUGAAUGGAGGCAUGAUGAACACCAACCUUUUGUAACUGGUAAUUAUGGUGUUAGAGUGGUUAGGGUUUCAGAUUGUACAUCACAUGACCUGUUGACAAGGAUAUCAGAUGCUGACCUGGCAGUAUCCCGUCAAAGGAUUUCUGUAUUCCUGUCUACACAUAUGGCAUAUGAGCUGCUCCCUGAAUCUGGCAAGGUUAUUGCCUUAGAUGUUGAAUUGCCUGUAAAGCAAGCAUUUCAUAUCCUUUUUGAGCAGGGAAUUUCAACAGCUCCUCUUUGGGACUUCAGCAAGGGUCAGUUUGUUGGUGUUUUAAGUGCACUGGAUUUUAUUUUAAUUAUGCGAGAGCUUGGUAAUCAUGGAUCCAAUCUAACAGAGGAAGAACUCGAGACACAUACAAUAUCUGCUUGGAAAGAAGCAAAGUUAUAUCUAAGCAAACAAACUAUCGAUCAGGGUAAAAUAUUUUCUAAAAGACUAGUUCGGGUGGGACCCGAUGAAAACUUAAAAGAUGUGACAUUAAAGAUACUGCAAAAUCGUGUAGCUACAGUUCCUGUAACUCAUUCAUUCUCAGAUGAUGGUUCUUAUCCACAACUAUUAUAUCUUGCUUCACUUUCUGAAAUAUUAAAACUUGUUUGCAGAUACUUUAGACAUUCUACAAGCUCAUUGCCUAUAUUGCAACUUCCAAUUUGUACACUUCCUUUAGGAACAUGGGUUCCAAAAAUUGGAGAAACAAAUAGACAACCAUUAGCAAUUUUGAAACCGAAUUCUUCUCUAAGUUCAGCACUAAAUUUGUUUGUGCAAGCUGAAGUUAGCUCGAUUCCUAUUGUUGAUGAUAAUGACUCGUUGUUGGAUGUAUACUCUCGAAGUGAUAUUACUGCUUUGGCAAAAGAUAAAAUUUAUACGCAUAUUAACCUUGAAGAAAUGACUAUUCAUCAGGCUUUGCAGCUGGGACAAGAACCGUAUGCUUCUCAUGGAGGGACCCCACAAAGAUGCCACAUGUGUCUACGCUCAGAUUCUCUGCAUAAAGUCAUGGAAAGAUUAGCAAAACCAGGGGUAAGACGGGUUGUGAUUGUGGAGGCUGGAAGCAAGCGGGUAGAAGGUAUCAUUUCGCUAGGCGACAUAUUCAAGUUCCUGCUAAGCUAAUGGAUACAACAGUAACAGUAUCAGUAUCAGUAUCAGUAUCAACAAAAGUAACAGUAAUUGUUUCACAAUUCUUUGAAGCAUAUGAUUGCGAUUUGGCCUCGGGUUUUGAUAAGGUGUAUUAGUGUAAAGAGCAAAGGCAUGUAAAUCUUGAUUGUGUUUUAUAUGUGAUUCGACUCAAGCCUAUGUGCUCUUGUUGUUUUGCCACGUGGCAACUAGUUUUAUUUGACUUUUUUUUUUUUGAAUUGUGGUUUUUGAAUGGUGUUUGUAUUUUAAUUAUUGUAGUAUUUAUAAGUUAUAACAGUUAUUCAAUGGUUGAUUUUAGGUAUAAAUAAUAAAAGGAAAGAUUGGUGGUGUUGUGAAAUA